Molecule: messenger RNA, 984 nt
Organism: Colletotrichum abscissum
Lineage: Eukaryota; Fungi; Ascomycota; Sordariomycetes; Glomerellales; Glomerellaceae
Product: metallo-beta-lactamase family protein
Exons: 2
Coding region: 1-984 (327 amino acids)
Source: RefSeq, a predicted model, not a curated record
AUGAAGUCUUUCAACCUCAUGGCCCUCGCGCUCUCGCGGGCACUUGCCGUUCGCGCAGUAUGCUCUUCGGUCCUGCGAGUCGAGAAUUUCAUCAGUUCGGGCCCGUCUCUUGACAUGGUCUCUUCCUUGAUUAUUGGCUCCGAGGCGGCUUUGCUUAUCGACAUGCCCCUCGCGGUUCCGCAGGCCGAGGAGCUCGCGGCCUGGGUGGUCAAGACCACCGACAAGCCCCUAGUGGCCGCCUUUACCACACAUUUCCACCCCGACCACUACCUCAGCGGUUCCGCGUUCCUAGCUCACUUUCCCGAAACAAAGUAUUACGCCAACUCUAAGGCUGUGGCCCUAAUCGAGAAUGAAGUUGAGGAAAAGCUGAAAGUCUGGAGCGGCAUCCUUGGAGCCGACGCUGUGGUCGAAAAGGCCACUGUCCCAACUCCCUAUGACUUUACCUUUUUCGCCCUGCCUGGCAACGAGAACGAGCCCAUCGAGCUCCUGAGUCCUCUGGUUGCCGACACCAUCGACGAGACCCUCUUCUGGAUACCCUCCAUCAAGACCCUCAUUGCCGGCGACUCUGUCUAUAGUCACACCGUCCAUCUCUGGCUCGCCGACUUGCUCUCCCCCGCGCUGACCUCCGCCUGGCUCUCGACCCUAGACUUUAUUCAGCACCUCAAGCCGGCUGUCAUCAUCCCCGGUCAUGCCCUAUCUGUCGAGGGUUUCGGACCGUCCGUCGACGUCGAGCAUUCCCGCAGAUACGUGUCCUUCUUCCAGAAGGAGAUCGAGGCCAAGGGUUUAGACUUCUUUACGCCCGCGGAUAUUGUCGGCAUGCUGGACGGCGCGUUCCCCGGCCUGCUCAACGGCACGUCCCAGACCUCCAAGACGCUCGUUGACAUUAGCGGAGACCAGUUCGGCCGCAACGGCACUCGUCAGGUUCACUAUGUUGACCUUGCCUCAUAUAACAACACCGCCGAGCUUGAGGGCUGGAAGCUCUAA